GGGAGGAGGAAAGCGAGACUGCUGCAGUGUUGUUAGUUUGAACAAAAUGGCUGCGAGACCACUGUCAACGAGAGCUCACUGAACGCCUACCAUGACUAUCCGCUCCGCUGUCUGGAUCCAAACAGAAUGUAUUUCCACGGAGUCGUUUCUCACUUUGUAUUUGCGGUAGCCAGCCCGUCGCUAGUCGUCCAGUUGGCGACCUAAACACAUUUUUUUGUUUGCACUUUAGAACAAGUUGGCUGGCUGACUGACGGCCGUCGGCUUGCUCCCUAUACGCGAGAACUCAUCGGCGAUUUUUAACGAAAACUGCGUGCUGAUUUCUCUGGUUUUGCAAAACCUCGCAAUCAUCGACGAUUAACAGCGUCAACCAGCUCACGUUAGCUUGCAUCCUUCAGCUGCUUUUAAAAGUCAUUUUUAUUCGUGUUUUUUCUUUUGUUUUUGUUGUUAGUGGUGCUUCGUUUCCCUUCCCCGCCCCUCAAUAUUGUGUGACGUUUUUAACAAACUGUUUCAUCGGCGAGGGUAAUUUCACGGCAUAUUUUUUGCUGAAAACAAACAUUACCGUACUUGCUGUGCGUAUAUCUGGCUGAGUAGCCGUUGUUUACCUCGGUAUCUUCAGCAGCAGUCGGCUCUCUGCCAAGUCCGACUUGAACUGCGACUGAAUCUCUCCUCCAUCUCUUUACGGGUAACUUCAGAGAAGACAUCGGAUAAUGCUUUUCUGCAUAUUUUAUUCUGCCAUGAACCUUCUCUUCACUGACAUCUGCCAAAUCUGUGGUUAACGAAAGCUGAGAGAAGCUAGCGACAGAAGGAAGAGAACCAUUUGAUGGAAGAAAAGAAAAAGAAAAAAACAAGAAGAAAAGAACAAGACGGACGUCGCACAGAAAAGGUGAAGGCUUCUGAUCAGAAACCCAAAGUGCCAGACCCUGCUCCCACUAAGCCCAGUCCCGGCCCCCCCCACCACUUCCACCCUGCCAGCCCUACGCUGCCCCUCUCCUCCUCUUCUUCUUCUUCUGGCAAUGGCAAGCGCGCCUCCUCCAGUAGCCAGCUCCAGACUCAGACCCCCCCUCAGCAGCAGUGCCAGUUGUCCUCUGCCAGUGCUCGCUACCCGCCCAGAGAGGUGCCACCCCGCUUCCGCCAGCAGGAGCACAAGCAGCUACUGAAGAGAGGCCAGCCACUGCCUGCAGGAGCCCUCAGCGCUCUCACCCUCUCCUCGUCCUCCUCCUCCUCUUCGCCCUCAUCAUCUUAUUCUUCUACGACUACCGGCAGCACAUCCCCAAACUCUGCCACGUCCGCUGCGAACAAACGCCACCCAGACAUAUCCCUCCAGAGUGGCUGUAUUGCCCAGUAUGAGACCUCUCAUUGGGGAGCCUCUUUGCCAGUUGACAGCUGCUCCAGUGCCAACAGCUGGGACAAAGUGAAUAUUGACAAAAGUGACACGGAAGCUUGGCCCUCCAUCAACCACAGUAGUGACACCAGCCAUACCGCAGCACAAGAAUGCACCUUGGGCUCAGCUAGCUCAAACACAGACAACAGUGCUGUCACAACCACCAGUAGUUGUAGAAAUCUGAGUAUGGCCACAGGUGCGGCAGGCCAGCCGGCCCACUACCCCUCUCUUAAAGCCAACAAUAACAUGAUGACAGGACAUGGGCCAGCCAAUACGUGUGGUAGUAGAGGUUGGGGCGCAGAUGGGAAACAAGAUGGUAUGAAUGGUGGCAGAGUAGGAAUGCCCAAUAACUGGGGGGUUCCCAAUUUUAACAUGAACCUCAAUCCCAAUGCCAACCCAUCAGCCUGGCCUGUUCUCGGCCAAGAGGCUGGUUGUGGUAUUGGCCCUAAUGCAGUGUCAAACUCCCCAUCCCUUCCACCAGGUAUUAAUGGCAAUGGAAACAUGGGAGAUGGGAGACUGGGAGGUGCAGAGAAUGGUGGUGGAGGUUGGGGUGGCCUGAUUAGUUCCAAUGAACAUGAUCAACAGCACCCUUCAACCAACACAAACAUGUCCUACAAAAUGGAACCUUCUAACCUUAACACUGAUGGACCAAACCACACUAAGCAGCAGCAAGCUCAGGAGCCUAUGAGCCCUAUUCAUGGGUUAACUGGCUGGGGAGGCCAGUCCCCCACUGAAUCAUCCCAGCUCAAUGGGGACACAACAGGCAGCUCUGUAUGGGGUAGUGGAGAAACCAAGGCAGCUGACUCCCCCAAGGAAUCCAGCUGGGACUCGACUCCAUCUGGAGGGCAUUCUGCAUGGGGCCGCCAAGGCAGUGGUGGUGGGGGCAGCGGAGGAAGUGGUGGCUGGGGUGACUGGGGGAAAUCUUCUGGUGGAAGCAAAGAAGCAACUAAAGGCUGGGACUCAGUAGACGCUGGUAUUUCUGGUUCAGGCAAAGAACCGCCACUUAGCUCAUGGGGCCAGCAGCCAAGACCAGCCCCAGAAAGUGAGGGUAGUAGGGACAGCACCGAAAGUCAAACUGACCACAGAGACAGGACCUCCAGCACGGAUUGUACCCCUCUUCUACCCCGGCAGGAUCUGGACCCUAGGGUGCUGAGUAACACGGGUUGGGGACAGACCCCCAUUCGACAGCACACUGUAUGGGAGAUGGAAGAAGCUAACUCUGAUGAUGAGAAGAGAAAAAGCUGCUCAGAUGCCAUGGCAGUCUCCAAAUCCACUGGUGGACCCUCAUCCAACACUGGAGGUACCAUCAAUCCACAAAUUAGCCCCAGUCAGAGGUCUGGGUCUGGAGAAAAGAGUGACAGUGAAGGGUUACCAUCCUCUGGCUGGAGAGCCAAUCCACCUCAGCCUACCCAGACUGGAUCAGGAUGGGGGGACCAACCACAGUCACACAGCAAGGCGCCAAAUGGUACUAGUGGUCCCAGUGGCUGGGGCGAACCUUUGCCUACCAAUGUUCCUAGAAACGGAGGCAAAUCAUCCUGGGGUUCUGAGGACAAGUCACCCAGUUGGAACAAUGGCAUGACAAAAAGUCAGCCUAACACUAACCCAGGCUGGGAAGAGGGUCCUAAAAGCUCUCAUGGAUGGGGCAAUAGUAAUGGGGGCCCCAACAACUCCAGUACAGGGGAUUGGGGACAGGCAGAGGUCAAGAAGAAUGGAUCCUCCAGCAGCAUGUGGGAAGGAGAAGGAGGGAAUGGUGGUGGGAAUGGAGGUGGUGGUGGGAAUGGAGGAGGUGGUGGUGGUGGUGGUGGUGGAGGUGGACGUGGUGGAGAUGGUGGAUGGAAGGAAAGCCCCAGGGGAGGAAAUAGAGGAGGAAACUGGAGUAAACCUGCUCCUACUGUAAGUAAUAACAGCUGGGGGGAGACCCCACAUGCCAAUGGCCCAGCGCAGGGAGGCUGGGGCUCUUCCAAGCCCCAGGAAAAUAACAGCAGUAGCAGCAGCAGUAGCACUGGCAGUGGAGGAGGUGGCAGUAUGGGUUCAUGGGGUGGUCCUGGUACUGUGAAGCAGAACCCAUCAAGCUGGGGCAAUAGCAGCAAACAGGAGCAGGGCAUGGAUCGCAGUGGCUGGGAAGAGCCCUCCCCUCCCUCCAUGCGCAGGAAGAUGGAAAUAGAUGAUGGAACGUCCACCUGGGGCAAUCCUGCCCCCAACAGCGGCAAUCCUGCCCCCAACAGCGGCAAUCCUGCCCCCAACAGCGGCAAUCCUGCCCCCAACAGUGGCAAUCCUGCCCCCAACAGUAGCAAUCCUGCCCCCAACAGCGGUAAUCCUGCCCCAAACAGCGGCAAUCCUGCCCCAAACAGCGGCAAGACUGUCAACAUGUGGGAUCGAAACAAACCCAAUAAUAACCCAGACAACAGCGGCCCACCUCCCAGUAAGAAUGGUGGAGUGAUUAUCCCCAACAAUAACAACAACAAUCACUCAGUUGGCCCCGGCAACAACAAUCACCAUCACACUCACCACAUGCACCACCAUCCCAAUCAUAGCCAGCCCAAUCAUAUCCAGCCCCCAACUCACCUGCAACAUCAUGGAAACAACAAUGGGUCAUCCACCAAUGGCACUCAACAUCCAGGCGUGGGCCCCCAGGGUAGACCCCCCCUCGCCAACCCAGGUUGGGGAGAGGUUCCCAGUGUUCAGCCCAAGUCAGAACCUGCUUGGGGUGAGCCAGCAGCUCCAACAUCAUCUGUGGACAAUGGCACCUCCGCCUGGGGCAAGUCCACAGGGGGAGCAGGAGGAUGGGGAGAUGGUGGCCACGAGCCCUCUGGACCCUACGGCAGGGCAAACGGACCCACAGGUUCUGCACCCUGCAAGCCAGGCCCAAAACCUAUGCAAGAGAGCUGGGGAAAUGGAGGAGAGGAUAUGGGCAUGUCGUCCGGGCAAUGGGACACUGAGGAGGGGGACAUGUGGAACAGCCCCACCUCCCAGGAAAGCAGCUCUUCUUGCAACUCCUGGGGCAAUGGACCCAAGAAAGGCCCAAGCAAGGCGAAGAUAGGCAAGCCAGAUGAGGCUUGGAUCAUGAACCGUCUCAUUAAACAACUCACUGACAUGGGCUUUCCGAGAGACCCUGCUGAGGAGGCUUUGAAGAGCAACAACAUGAACCUUGACCAGGCCAUGAGCGCCCUGUUGGAGAAGAAGACAGACCUGGACAAGCGGGGCAUGGGAAUGUCUGAUUACAGCAACGGCAUGAACAAGCCCAUGGUGUGUCGGCCCUCAGCACUCUCCAAAGACCCCUCCGACCGCAACUCCUAUCUUGACAAGGAUGGUAUUCUGUCAGAUGAAGCCCCCCAAUCACCGUUUCUGCCUUCCCCCAGCAUGAAGCUCCCCCAGGCCAAUAGUAGCCUUCCUGGGCAGGGUCUGGGACAGGGCAACCCGGGGCUGGCCAUGCAAAACUUGAACAACAGACAGAUACCCAGUGGAAUGUUUGGCAGUAGUGGAGCAGCACAAACCCGGGCCAUGCAGCAGCAGCAGCAGCCUCCUCAGCCACCAGUGCCACCUCUCAGCUCCUCCCAGCCUAGUCUACGUGCUCAAGUGCCUCAGUUUCUCUCCCCUCAGGUCCAAGCACAGCUCUUACAGUUUGCAGCAAAAAACAUUGGUCUGAACCCUGCACUUUUAACCUCACCAAUAAACCCUCAACAAAUGACUCUCUUGUACCAACUUCAGCAACUGCAAAUGGCGUACCAGCGUUUACAAAUCCAGCAGCAGAUGAUGCAGGCGCAACGCAAUGUUUCCGGCCCCAUUAGACAACAAGAGCAGCAAGUUGCACGUACAAUCACCAACAUGCAGCAGCAGAUCCAGCAGCACCAGCGUCAGCUGUACCAAGCGCUGCUGAUGAAGCAGCAGCAAGUUCCUUCUCAUUCCUCCUCCUCUUCCUCCGCUGGUCUGCAUCCCCCUGGUGGCCACGCCGGAGGCCAUGGUUCCGGCAAAUCAACCCAUGACCCCUACACAGGCCAACACCAGUCCCCGGGCCUCUCCGACUCAAUGCACACCAAAGAGGCGCUGUCUUCGCCCAACGCCUACAGCUCCUACCCUCUCUCUGGACUGAAUCCAAACAUGAAUGUAAACUGUAUGGAGGUUGGGGGUCUUUCCCUGAAGGAGUCCCCUCAGCCCCAAUCCCGCCUGUCCCAGUGGACACACUCCAACUCCAUGGACAGCCUCUCUGGCAACUCCUCAAACAUGGAGAACCUCAACAAGCACGGUGCCAUAUCUGCUGCCUCUUCCCUCGGCCCCCCUGGGAAGCCCCCCCAUAUGGAGGACUCAUACAGCCCCUACAAUCUAAUGUCCAGCUCUGAGUCCCCCACCAGCCCCCAAGAUAGCUGGGGCCCUGGCAAGAUCCAGAAUGAAAAGAUCUCCAAUGGGACCAACAUUAACUGGCCCCCAGAGUUCUGCCCCGGUGUGCCAUGGAAGGGUCUUCAGAACAUCGACCCUGAGAAUGACCCCAACAUGACCCCUGGCAGCGUCCCCAGCGGUCCCACCAUCAACACCAACAUCCACGACGUCAAUCGAUACCUACUGCGGGACAGGAAUGGAGCCACUUCCCCAGCUCCGUCACUGGAGAAUGGCUCUCUGCCCCCCCCCAGCAGCGACUGGCCAUUCAGUGGCUACAAUAGCUCUUUCAGUCUGUCUUCCUCUGAUGAAGACAGCUCAGGAAAAAUGUCUGACAUGAAGUCCACCUGGUCCCAAGGGCCCAUCUCUCAGAGCCAGGCCUCUCUGUCCCACGAGCUGUGGAAGGUUCCUCAGGGGCCCCGCAGCAACCCGGCCCCCUCCCGGCCUCCACCGGGUCUCAGCCACAACAAGCCCUCCUCCACCUGGGGAGGCAACUCCCUGGGCCUGGCCCAAGGCUGGAGCAACUCCUACACCUCUGAGACAACCACCUGGAGUACGGACAGCUCCAACAGAACCAGCAGCUGGCUGGUGCUGAGGAAUCUCACCCCACAGAUUGAUGGCUCAACUCUGCGGACCCUGUGCAUGCAGCACGGCCCCCUGAUCACAUUCCACCUCAACCUGACCCAGGGGAACGCUGUGGUGCGCUACAGCUCCAAGGACGAGGCUGCAAAAGCCCAGAAGUCUCUGCACAUGUGUGUGCUUGGGAACACCACCAUCCUGGCGGAGUUUGCCGGGGAGGAGGAGGUGAACCGCUUCUUUGCACAAGGCCAGUCGCUGGGGGCUAACACCACCAGCUGGCAGGCCAACCCUGGAGCCAAUCAGAACAGGAUGGGCGGAGGCGGACAGUCCCACUCCAUGAGCCAGUGGAGCAGCGGAGGCAAGCCCAGCGGAGGCGACUUGCUGUGGGGCAACGUGCCCCAGUACUCCAGCCUGUGGGGACCCCCGAGCGGAGAGGACCAUAGGGGGAUCGGGAGCCCCACUUCCAUCAACACCCUGCUGCCUGGAGACCUGCUGAGUGGGGAGUCCAUGUAGGAGGAUGCUACAAUACACUAAACAACCAACCUACCACCACCACCACCACCAUGUCACGUAAGGCAUUGGUGGUGGGUGGGUGGGUGAUAAAAAAUAAAAAAAGUCUAUACAAACAGGAGCAAAACCCAAGCAAAUCAUGUGGCGAUAAUCAGUAUCAAUUUGAACUGUGAAUUGUGAAUCAGAAGGCGGGAGUCCCUACCACACAGACUGCUGACUCCAGUCCUUCUGCUUCGCUUUUGUCCCUUUUUUUUUGGUUCGGUUUUACCUCCUUUGGGGAAAAGAAGCAAACAUUUUUUCCCUUUGGUAUUUUUGAUCAUGUAAAACUAACUGAAAUGAGACACAACACAAAGAAACCUUUUAAGUGUUUUUAGUUUUUCCAUAAGUAUACAUGACAUUCUGUGUGAAGUUUUUUAUGAGAAGCAAUCAAAGCUGCCAUCUGAGACUUUCCUUUUCCCUCCAAAAAAAGAAGAAGAAUCAUCCCAAAAUAAGAACUUAAAACAACCAUUCCCAGCAUGUCCAUGGCCAAUGAUGUGGUUCAAAGACCUUUACUAGUUAUGUUAACGUUUGUUUCUCAGCACUAAUAUUAGCCUUAAGUGCUCUCUGGCCUAGGUCCUUCCCAAGCCGCCUUUUUUAGUUUAUUUUGUAACUGAAGAAAUAGCUGAAAUCUUGCACAGUUUCACCUCUGAGCCAGCAGGUGGUACAGGACAUGACUGGUGACCGACUCUGUCACUGGGCAGAGAGAAGGCCUGGCCACGUGACUGGCCCUACCAAUCAUCAGCUUAACUAUUUGAUUUGUAUUCUCAAAGGGAUAGACACAGCUGUUAAAUGUCCUCUUUAUUUGUAGGCCUAGACCCAAGCGCAUUAUUUUAUAUCUAUUACAACAUAUAAGCUGACAGAAGAUUAUUUGUCGACCUCGCUGCGUGUCUCUGUUUCCGUACAUGCCUAUUAUGUCCGGUGGCACCUAAUCAUUGACGUCUGCAAGCCCAGAUCCUUCUGGUCACCUUCAACCCGGGCGCUUACCGGUGCUGUGUUGAAUUUUCUAUUGUCCGAUUUGUUAUGAAGCCCAGCGGUCUGUAUGGUCAGCCAGUUUUUGGAGGAAAAAAAAGGACACAAUUUACCUUCAUGUGACAGUUACAUUGUGCAAUAUACACCAUAGACCUUUCUUCCGUCCAUACUCUACGUCCACCGGAGCUGGUUUAGCUUUUUUCGAUUGUUGCCGAUUGCAGCAAAAAGACUUUGGAACUUCACAAACCUUACCCCCUUUUUUCAAAACUUGGAUUCCCCCCAGGCCGCCAGUCCCCCUGGAAAACUCUGCAAAGAGGAAGCAACAGCUUUUGAACUGUGCAUGCAGCAAACUGUACACAAGAAUGACACUGGGUACACAAUAAUGCACACUUCCUCUCUGCGUGCCACAGCCACACCCAACAGAGACUGAAUCCACAGUGGGAUUGGACGGUUUGGGUAUCUGGCACAAUACCAAAUAAGAGGGGUUUCUCCUAAUGCAGUAGACCUACGAGUGUUCCUUGCGUUUGGUACUGUACAAACAAAUGAAACUAAGACUUUUAUAAAUUCAAAGGGUUUUAUCAUAGCACUUAUGAAGAGCAAAUCGCUUCAACUGCAAUCCAAUAAAUCUAAAAAGGAGCAGCAUAAACAUUGAAAACUAAAAAUACUGCUCUUUUAUGUACUAUAUCUAUUCCUUGGAAAUGUGUCUGGCGUUGUUCCUAUGGUAGCAGGACGAAGGGAAACGGAACUGAAUUGUACCGUUGGACUUUGGGGAAAAAAAUGCAGUCUGAUUUAUUUGUUCCUUCUUUGAACAAUAUCGAAGUGAAUAUCACUGUUACUCCAAAUGUUAAGCCUUGUUCUGCUUGGAGGCACUAGACAAUGUCAGCUGUCUCUGACGCCCGCUGGCCAGUCAGUCGGUGGGUGAGUCGGAAGGGAGUCGGGGGGGGGGAGGGGAGAGAGUGUCCACUGAGUGCCUCUCUGCUGUGGUCCUCUGGGUGUCAAGUGGCAGCCCCACAGCGCAGCACUUCCUCCUGGGCUCCACUUGACCCUCCCUCAGUCUGGCAAAGAAAGCGGCCCCUCCAAAACCGGCCAAUCACGGCUCUCCGCCCCACAUAACAUCUCCAAAGGGGGGGGCCGCCACCACCCGACCCCGCUGGCGUCUCGCCCUCUCCCCCAUCUCUCAGUCCUUUGACACAAAGAUCACUUUAGCUGGAAGAUGUAAUAGUCAUAUUUCUGGAGUUUUUGCCAGUGUACUUUUUAUGUCUUGGGAAAAAGAUCAUUUUGACUUUAUUUUUUUCAAUGUGUUAUAUUGUUAUUGGUGUCUACAUGCAGUGGUCUACAAUAUACCGGCUGCUGAACUAGCCCUUCACUGUUCAUAUGCAGAAACACUUUGGUCAGAGGUGCCUCUGUAUGUUCAUCCUGUGUAUUGAAUGCAAACCAAGGAUCAAUACUACAGAGCGUUAUUGAUUGUCUAUUUGUUUUUAACUGAUCAUGCUUUUGUUUGACAGUAUUCUGUAGUACUUCCAGGUAGUAUCUUGAGAUGUGUAAAAAUAGGGUGUCUCAGACGGGUGUGGGUAUUUGUUGCUCCAAGCUGCUCCGCCUGCCCGCAGGCUGUCCCCCCCUUGCCCUUUGCCUAGCUGCUACGCUAUGACCUCCUCCUUGACCAGACCCAGUAGCCCCCCCCCUACCAGGCCCUCCUAUCUGUUUCUAUGCAAAAGACUAGAGGCUGGGGCCCUUUACAGCACGCCAAACCUGACUCGGGAAUGAGCACUCCUCCCAGAGCUUGGCACACCCAACCCUUGCACCCUCUGUGCGCUUCUGUCAGCACUUAAAAAUGGCCGCCGUUUCUUUAAAGUCAGGAUCAGCCACCAGAACACUGUCAUAUAUUAAAGUCCGAACACUUACUCGAAGUCGGUCUUUCUCUCUGCGCUGAAGACACUUCUGUCCAGCUUGAUCUCAGGGUAGAGGAGUAGAUGAUACCAAGUAUGAGAUGCAGCUCUCCGUAUAUAUAUAUAUAUAUAUAUGUCCUUUCUACUGUGAGAGCAAAGUCUAAAAUUAAAAGGCCAUCUGUGCAACAAUUUUUACGGACCUCAUGCCUCGAACGUAAUCCUAAUUGGAAGGGAAAAGGCUUGUAUUGAAUCCUUUUCCUCAAAAGGUGGCCUAUUGUUACUGUUUCGGGGCCAAUUAUUGCGUGUAAAAGUUGCCAACGUAAUGUGCCAAUAUAAAUUUGCUGUGUCAUACUGUAUCUUUAUAGAGAGCACUUCUGUUCCCUGUUGGGAGGAACUUUGAUAACCUUUGCAGAGGGUGAAGCGGGGGACAGGAGGGAUCAAACCAAUGGGCAGCAGCAUCACACCCUUAAAUGACUGAGAUUCUUUUUUUUUGUGUGUUUUUGUUGGGAAUGCCUCAUGCUAAGGAGAAAAUCUUUACUCAGUUGGGGGUUCCAGUUUGCUACAGUGCACAGUUGAUGAUGGGUAAUCCCGGGUACAUAUUUUUUUAAAACCAAAAAUGAAAUUGCAUUUUAACGUCAUUUUUAUGAAGUUUGACAUAAAAAUCUUAAAAAUGCUAAAAAAUCUAAGUGAAAAAAAAGAUCUAUAAUAUGUUAAAUCUCUGCACUUCUAGCUGAAACGUCUCCGCUCAUCAGCCUCUACGUCCACCAUCUAACGGAGUAGAGUGGUGGCCGGGGUGCCUUUUUGUGGAUGCUGUAUUUAUCUCGUUUUUAUGUUUGUGUCCUGCUCAAAGCAGGCCCACUGAACUGUACAUUUCCACAGACCCAGAUGGCUUGGGCCCACUGUAUCAGCCUCGCUCUCCUCGCUCUGCAUCAGCAGGAGGGGAGGGGCACAUUUCAAGAGGUACAAAGUCUUAAAAAACAUUCUAAAAAAAAGUUUAAAAAACAAAAAAAAUUAACAAGAAAACGGGAAAAGGCUACCUUUCAGGACUUGCGGUCCUGCAGCACACAAGCAAAAAUCACUAUUGCCUGUUUCUGUAACUGCCUUGAUCCAAGCUCAGACAGACCCAAUAGCCGAGGACCUCCCAGCAUCCUGUACUAACUGGAGAACCCUGACAGUGAGGGGGGUUUCCCAUGCUGCACCAGCAUCGAGAGGUUCUCCUCUCUAUAGCUCUGUUCUAGAUGACAGUAUAUAUGUAUACACUACAGUAAGUAUACAUAUAUAUCUGUGAGUUCAGUGUGUGGUAUCACCUCUUCAGACUUCUUGGAUCGUAACCUCUGAAACGUUUCAUUUUCGUUUGAAAGGUCUUGGUUAAAUACAACUGAAAAAUGAGCAAUAUGUAUUUUCCCCGCAAAUAAGCGAAACGAAGGAAAGAAUUUGGGUCGGGUGUAAACUGAUACUUGAUUGAAAGCUACGCCUUUCUCACAGAGUUGGAUAUGCACGUUCUGGCUUUGAUGACAUAUUACAGUACUUUGAAGUGCUUGUACUGUAAAUAUGUGUUUUUGUUUGUCAAUUAGCCUGUCUAAAAGCCCAACCCAACCAGUCGCUAAAAAAAAUCUCAAACAUAUCAAAACACGACAAAAUAUUGAACACAAAUACUUGAAUCAUGGAGCGCCAAUAAUGUAAUGUGAAGUCAGUCAUUCUCUUCUAGUUCUCUCCAUCUGACAGGUACACUUGGGGGACUCUUAGAGAAUAUUAAAAAUGUAUUGCAUUGAGUUACAAAUACAAAAUCUUAGAGGUAAAAAUGCAAAGUCAUCUUAGAUGUGUGCUUGAAAGUCAGAUGUUUGUAUGAAUGUGUGCGCAAGAAACUGUGUACCAGGCAAAUGGCCUGUUGUUGUGUUCCACUCAGUAUGUUAUAUUUUGUGUCUGUUUUUUUCUUUUUUUUGUUGUCCUGUCAAAAACUGUUUUGAUAGACAUGUUAUUAUCUUCUAACGUUGCACUGAGUGUCUUCUACCCCUCACUCAGCUAAUCGUAGAUAAACGAGUCUAAGUACGGAGGGGAGAUGGUGACAAUUCAUGUGUACAUGUUUACUCAAGGACUUAAUGGAUUUUGUUUCAUUUUAUCUGUAAAAAAGUGUAUCUACCUUAUAGUGGCUUUUAUUGUGGAGUAAUCCAAUACAAGGAUUAUCAUUGAGUAUUGCACCAUUAUGUUCCAAUUAUAUAAAAAAUGAAAAAAAUCUUAAAAUACAAAGACAAAAAAAACCUAGAAAAACAAAAAAGGGGGUAAAAAAACAAAGAACUGUUGCCAUAGAUAGUUGUAGAAGGACUUGUAAUCCCUAUGUUAACUUCAUGGAGAAAUGGAAAGGGAUAAAGUGUGGGAGGUGAGUUUGUUACAAGACUCAUUUCAGAGGUGCCUAUCUUGUUUUGGGGGGGGGGGGGUUGUGUUUUUUGUUGCAAAAGCCACCUGUCGUUUACAAGCAUUUCAUUUGUCUGAAGUUCAAGGAAAUACAAAUUUAUAACAGGAAUGUUGUAAAAAAAGAAAUCAUGACAUUUUUGCAAAAUGAAGAUUUAUGCUACUUUAAGAACUCUGGGAUUGAUCAGUGUUGUCAUAUUUCAAUUUUUAAGUUCUCUUUCGGCGUCGACAGACUAUCUGUCUGUAUUCUGUAAGUUGUUAUGUUUCCUGUAAGCAACGCAGUUUGCUCACGAUCUUGCACACUCAUAAAAGAUGUGGAUUAUGUCUCAGGAAGGCCAGGGUUCCAGAUACCAACUCCUUCAUUUCUAGGUUUAAUCUUCGUGUGAAAAAAACCCAACUGAAAACAAUUAAACUCCAAGCAGGCACUGAAGGUCAUGAGUUUAAACAGAACAUAGAGUACCAUUGUUUUCUCGAAAGCAACAACACAAAUGUUCGUAGCAAGUUAUAUAUUUACCAAAUAAGACUGAGAAUCAACUUUGAAAAAAGUGGAGUGCUUUACAUGUGAAAUCUAAGUAGAAUUGCUUUACAUUUAACCUGAUCAAUGGUUUGAUUGUCAAAAAGGCAGUGACAUAAAAAUGCAUUUGUAUGUUUUGACUUAACGUUUCCAUCCUGUAGUUCAGGAGCAUUGUGCAAGAAGUGUAUGUGUUUGUUUUUAAUCAUCUCUCCUGUCUGCUAACAUGUGACAGGUAGUUCAAUAGUUAAGAGGUUUUCUUAACAUGUAACGGAAGGUUUUCAGAGGCAGAUUUGAAGUGGAGGAGGAAAGCUGGUUUUUAAAGGAUCAUGAUCUAUGCACAAGUGGGAGGGAAGAGUCCAAACCCAGCUGCUGUACUGCGGGCGUUUGUCGACUCAGUCUGGGGUUCAGGGUUUGAUGUAGGGUUGUUCUUGUUUUGUCUCUUGCUCACAUUUCCUUCACUUCCCCCUUCCUCCUUUUUCAUCAUCGUCAUCUAAUGUUUUAGCAAAAUGUUACAUUGUGUUGCCAUGCUGUGUAAUCCUUAACCAAUGAGCGCUUAUCCUUCGGCUAAAGCACUGUGGGUUGUACUGGGAAAAAAAGCCCAUGACUUUUAAGGCUGUCAGUUUUUUAAAGGGGACGAGGGUGGGGGAUGGAAUGGGGGUACUUUGCCUUUGCCUUUCUCUUUACUUUGAAAAAAAACAUUAAGGAAAAAUGUCUGUAACUGAAAUACAAAGUUGUGGCUUUUAAUGUUGUUCUUUUUUCUCCUCAUAGAAUGUGAUUGUUAAGGACAUGCACCGGAAAAUAAUGUUUCUAUGAAUUAUGGAGCUUCUUUCGGACUAUAUUAAUAAAUACACAUUUUCUUGCUGUUA
Gymnodraco acuticeps is the source of this 13524-nucleotide messenger RNA. RefSeq names its product trinucleotide repeat containing adaptor 6C2 (gene tnrc6c2). Bases 821 to 6844 code for a protein of 2007 amino acids. Gene Ontology annotation, biological process: positive regulation of nuclear-transcribed mRNA poly(A) tail shortening; miRNA-mediated post-transcriptional gene silencing. The record is from RefSeq and is a predicted model, not a curated record. Gene Ontology annotation, molecular function: RNA binding; protein binding. Gene Ontology annotation, cellular component: nucleoplasm; P-body. The transcript is spliced from 23 exons. NCBI's taxonomy places the organism in Eukaryota, Metazoa, Chordata, Actinopteri, Perciformes, Bathydraconidae.